AUGACUGGAGAAGCCACUGAAGCACCUACUGCUAAACAGCUGGGAAUCGAAGACUUGGAGAUGCCACGAACUGUCAUUAGCAGGACAAUGAAAUCAGCUUUUCCUGACGGUACAUCGGUCGACAGAGCAUCUUCCAGUGCUGUACGAAGAGCUUGCACUGUAUUCGUCAGUUAUCUGGCUGCGACUGCCAAUGACAUGACCAAGAACGCCAAUAAAAAGACAAUGACUGCAUCAGAGGUAUUCAAGGCUUUGGAUUUGUUGGAAUUUAAAGGUUUCGUGGGGAAAGUAGAAGAAGCCUUUGUCGAAAAACGAAACGCCUACCGUAAACGAGUCGCAGAACAGGGCGGUCCAUUACGCACUCGUGGAGGAAGCAGUGGCGGCUCUGCCUCAAAAUCACGAACACGUAAAGGAUCAGACGAUGACGAAGACGACGAAGAUGUAUAUGAAGGUGAAGAAGGUGAUGAUGUAGAUGAAAUGGAAGAUUAUGGUGCAGGAGACGACGAUGAUAUGAUGAUGGAUGAGGGGAUACCACCUGCUCAACCAGUGUUUCAACCACCACCGUUACCUGCUGAUCCAUCAGGAGCGCCAAAGAGGAAGCUGAUAUUGAAACUUGGGCCGAAUAAAGCUGCUAGAUCUGAUGAUUCGAGUCCUAGUAACUCGCCUGCCAAACAAUUGGAAUAG
Synchytrium microbalum is the source of this 681-nucleotide messenger RNA. RefSeq lists its product as uncharacterized. The transcript has 5 exons. Gene Ontology annotation, biological process: leading strand elongation; DNA damage response; heterochromatin formation. Gene Ontology annotation, cellular component: CHRAC; epsilon DNA polymerase complex. The record is from RefSeq and is a predicted model, not a curated record. NCBI's taxonomy places the organism in Eukaryota, Fungi, Chytridiomycota, Chytridiomycetes, Synchytriales, Synchytriaceae. Gene Ontology annotation, molecular function: protein heterodimerization activity; chromatin DNA binding. Bases 1 to 681 code for a protein of 226 amino acids.